AUGGUACUGCAACAGACAUCUCCGUCCAUGCGCAAAGCGCUGCAGGAGGGUCUCUUGGAGGUGUUUUGCAAGCUGGUGAGGCAGCCGGUGGCAGGGCACAACCUGACCGGAGCCAUUUGGAAGCUUGCUUGCUUGUCGCCGCGUGGCCAUGCACCUUGCUUGCAAGAAGUCGGGGAGCGGGCCUGCGCAGUGCUGGGCAACGUGGACCGCAAGAAGACUGUGCUCGGCUGCGGCAUCGACGGCCCCUGGUUCGAGAGGAUCCGGCAGUGCCUCAGUGACGCUCAGGGUCGCGUGCGUGCCGCGGCCGCCCAGACGCUCUCAGGGCUGGCACGGAAGAACGACUUGGUCACCAUCAGGGAGUUGAUUGGGGUCUUGGGAGAUGAAUGCCCAGAGGCCUGCCGCGCAGCCAUCGUGGCCAUCGGAGCGCUCACCGAGACGGGCCAUGACGUGGUCACCCAGGAGCUGGCAGAGCUGCUGGGCCACGACUGUUCCAAGGUUCGCUGGGCAGCAUUGGAGGCGUUGGCACAGACCAGUCGCAAGGGCGAUGACGCGGUGGUGGCAUUCCUGGUUCCAUGCCUCGAAGAUGCGGACAUUGACAUCCGCACCGCUGCCGUGGAUGCCUUGCGGCGAGUUGCCUUGCACGGCGACCCCGCGACGGUGCGUGGCGCCUCGAUGCUCCUGGAGCACCGGGACGGUUCGGUGCGCGCGGGCGCCUUGAGGACGUUGUCCUGGGUGGCACGGGUGGGCGACGCUGAAGUCAUGGCCAAGGCCAAGAGCUGCUUGGAGGAUGGCGUCUCGAACGUCCGCGCGGCGGCGCUGCAUGCCAUGGCUGAGUUGGUGACCCACAAGGGCGACGUGGAUGUCAUUGCGCGCGUGGUCGGAAAGCUGAGCGACUCUGAGUCUUUCGUGCGAGGCGCCGCACUGGAGAGUCUCCUCAAGGUGGCCGACCAGGGCGAUGCCACGGCGGUGCCGGCUGUCUUGGAGCUGCUGGAGCAUCCGGAUGGACGGGUGCGCUUGGCGGCUGUGGAGGCUUUGGGGCAGGUGGCUCCCAAGAACGAUGCCUCCAUCAUCUCCACGGUCGCCGAGCUCAUGGAAGAUCGCCAUACAGGAGUUUGCUGCGUCGCAGUGCAGGUCCUGGGGCAUUUGGGGGCGGGUGAUGCUCAGUGCCGUCAGCUGCUGCUGCAGCGCCGCUACGACGCAGAGGCAGCACAGCCGGUGCGUGCAGCGGCGGCCUACGUACUGGAGGAAGGAGGAUUUGAGUCCUGA
Durusdinium trenchii is the source of this 1266-nucleotide messenger RNA. The record is from the annotation of a GenBank genome assembly. Lineage: Eukaryota; Dinophyceae; Suessiales; Symbiodiniaceae.